UACUCCACAAACCACAAAAUCUCCCAUGGCCGUUGACUCCGCUGACUACAUCUUCUUGCUUUUUUUCUUCUUCUUCUUCUUCUUCCUCUUCUCCACUCUCAUCUUCUUCAUCUUCCGUUCAUCCAAGAAAAAGCCCGCGCGAAGCCCCCCGAGCCCGCCGGCCCUCCCCAUCCUUGGCCACUUCCACCUCCUCAGCUCCGCCCUGCCCAAGUCCCUCGAGGCCCUAGCCCGCCGCUAUGGCCCCCUCAUGCAGAUCAGCAUCGGGUCGUCCCGCUUCCUGGUCGCCUCGGAUGCAGCCACUGCACAGCAGAUCCUGAGGACCCACGACGUCAAGUUCGCAUCCAAGUUCGUCUUCGCGUCCUCCCACCACAACAUCUUCAAGGAGGCCGAGUUCGUGAACGCUCCUUACGGUGCGUACUGGAAGUUCAUGAAGCGGCUGUGCAUGACCAAGCUCUUCGCCGGCCCGCAGCUCAACCGGUUCUCCCACAUACGCGAGGACGAGACGAUGAAGCUCUUGAGGUCCUUGUGGAAGUGCCACCGGCUCGGCGAGCCGUGCGACCUGAGCACGAAGCUGACCGUCCUGACGAACAACAUGCUGUGUCGGAUGGCGAUGAGCAAGAGAUGCUCGGGGAGCGACCAUCAAGCGCAAGAGAUUAGAGAGAUCGUGAGGGACACGAUGGUUUGCGCCGCGAGGCUAAGCUUCGCGGAGGUGCACGGGCCGUUGAAGCGCGUUGACCUGUUCGGGAACGGGAAGAGACUGAGGACAGCGCUGAGGAGGUUCGAUGCGUUGAUCGAGCAGAUAAUCAAGGAGUACGAGGAUGACUGUGGUGAGGCGAGUGAGGAGAAAGAUGUGAUGGACAUCUUGUUGGAGACGUAUAGAGACCCAAAUGCUGAGACCAGGUUGACCAGAGAUCAGAUCAAGCAUUUCUUCCUAGAUCUUCUGAUAGCCGGCGUCGAUACCACGUCAGCAUCCAUGCAGUGGGCCAUAACCGAGCUAUUGAAACACCCUCACAUGCUCAAGAAGCUGAGGGAGGAGAUCGACUCGGCGGUUGGGUCGACCCGGCUGGUCCACGAAUCGGACGUCCCGAACCUGCCUUACCUACGGGCCGUCGUGAAGGAAACCCUGAGGUUGCACACUCCGGGGCCCUUGCUCCGCCGCAAGUGCAACAGCAACUGCGAGAUCAAUGGCUACGAUGUGAAGGUCGGGACCAACAUCUUGAUCAAUGCCUACGCCAUCAUGCACGACCCGGGCACGUGGGAAGACCCGGAUGAGUUUGUCCCGGAGAGGUUCAUGGCGGGCGACGGGCAUGGUGAUGGUCAUCAUAUGGAGCUGAAAGGCCAGGACUUCCAUUUCCUUCCGUUCGGCAGCGGAAGGAGGUCGUGCAUCGGGGUGGCUCAUGCCACGAUAGUGAUGCACACGGCGAUCGGAGGGCUGAUUCAGUGCUUCGAUUUGGAAGGAGGAGAUAAGGUGGAUAUCAAGGUGGUGACAGGAUACUCCGGUACGAUGGCGAACCCGCUCGUGUGUUAUCCGAUCGGACGGUUGAACCCAACCGUCUUGCACGUAAAAUAGAGCAACAAUGGACUAAAGAUAUUAACGUGUCUACAUCUUCAUAUCUCUAUGUAAUGCGAGGAUAAAUAAUGGCUUGUUUGUUUAUGCAAUGUUGUUCCUGGAGUGUGAAACAGUUUCGUCUUAAGCAAUGUGUCUACAUCUGCAUAUCUCCAGGGUUGAUGAGACAGUUUAUGUAAAAUUUCUUCAUGGUGGCGGUAUAUGCUCAAGAUUUUCCACUAUUUUUUUUUUA
Messenger RNA from Rhodamnia argentea, 1799 nucleotides. RefSeq names its product 3,9-dihydroxypterocarpan 6A-monooxygenase. The transcript has 2 exons. Gene Ontology annotation, cellular component: membrane. Gene Ontology annotation, molecular function: oxidoreductase activity, acting on paired donors, with incorporation or reduction of molecular oxygen, NAD(P)H as one donor, and incorporation of one atom of oxygen; heme binding; iron ion binding. The coding region runs from base 26 to 1570 and encodes 514 amino acids. Lineage: Eukaryota; Viridiplantae; Streptophyta; Magnoliopsida; Myrtales; Myrtaceae. The record is from RefSeq and is a predicted model, not a curated record.